This is a messenger RNA of Oncorhynchus keta (chum salmon), 2336 nucleotides long. It is a transcript of the gene wdr32, whose product is annotated as WD repeat domain 32. The transcript is spliced from 11 exons. The coding region runs from base 308 to 2014 and encodes 568 amino acids. The record is from RefSeq and is a predicted model, not a curated record. Gene Ontology annotation, molecular function: protein binding. Gene Ontology annotation, cellular component: Cul4-RING E3 ubiquitin ligase complex. NCBI's taxonomy places the organism in Eukaryota, Metazoa, Chordata, Actinopteri, Salmoniformes, Salmonidae.
UUUUGACCACUGAAAUUCCGCGGAAGAAGAAGAAGGAAGCUGAACUCCGUCACAGCACUUGGUUUAUUUUUGCUCCAGUGUUGUGUGCUUAGCUACAUCAAAUAGCCAUUCCGUCUCUUGUCUCGUUUCGUCAAAUUCCACCCACGGUUUUUUGUUAUUGGGGGGGUGGGGGGUGGGGAUUGUCUUAACGGAGUAGAGGUAAAGGUGUAUUCGAGAUACAAUCAUUGCACAAUUCGUUGUUGAACCGAGCCACUAUCUGUUGAAACAAGGGGCCUGCACAGGCACCCCGUCGGCGAGAACAGCCACAAUGAGCUCGGAGCAGCAGAGCGACAGCGUGGACCCGGACGAGUCGCAGGACACCACGUCCAGCAGCCGGGUGUCGGACAAGGAACAGGACCCGCAGACCGACGAUUCCGCCGAUGAAGACAAGACACCGGCGCGUCCUCCGCAGAGCAGCCGAGAGGAGAGUAGUCUUCACCCGAGAAGCUCCAGGGCGGAUUCGGCAGCCGCGCAGGACAAUCCCCGGUGUCCGCCGAAUGUACCAGGCGCCUCGGGGCAAGGGAGGGGUACCUCUAUGGCUGGCCCUGGUUCGGUCGAGACGAGCUCCAACAGCCUGUUCUCCAUGCUACAGAGCAGGACUAUAAGGAGAGGGCUGUUCGUGGACCCAUCCAGAGAUAACUUUAGGACAAUGACGAACUUGUAUUCUUCCAUGAGUCCGGCUGCAGACUCGGUCAAUCUCAGUACCCAAACUCAUGGCGCAGUGUUCAAUUUGGAAUACUCCCCCGACGGGUCUGUCCUGACAGUGGCCUGUGAACAGACGGAGGUUCUCCUGUUCGAUCCCAUCUCUUCCAAGCACAUCAAGACCCUGGUGGAGGCUCAUGAAGACUGUGUCAAUAACAUCAGGUUUCUGGACAACCGUUUGUUUGCCACGUGUUCUGAUGACACCACCAUAGCUCUGUGGGACCUGAGGAAGCUCAACUCUAAAGUGUGCUCUCUGCACGGUCACGCCAGCUGGGUCAAGAACAUAGAGUACGACACCAACACACGACUCCUCGUCACCUCUGGCUUUGACGGAAACGUCAUCACCUGGGACACCAACAGGUUUACAGAGGAUGGGGUUUACAGAGUGAUGGCUGCCCCCCAAGAAGUUCUUCGGUCAGUGACACGCUGUUGUGAGUCUCUGGAGGUGGGCAGCGGUGUAUGUCUGCGGGCCACCCCCUCAGAGGUGAGGACCCCCUCCCCCAUCAUCACCUCUCACGGCUCAGGUGGAGACCCCCUCCCCCCAUCAUCACCUCUCACAGCUCAGUCCCCCAUCAUCACCUCUCACAGCUCAGGUGAGACCCCCUUCCCCAUCAUCACCUCUCACAGCUCAGGUGAGACCCCCUUCCCCCAUCAUCACGGUGUCUCACAGCUCAGAUGGCUCAGUCUGCGUCGAGGUCAAGUGGAGCUCCUCGACAGGGUAAGUGACUCCAGCAAGAUCCACCCUCACAGAGAAGGUCUUUCCCCCAGGAAUAGUUUGGAGGUGUUGACUCCAGAGAUCCCAGGAGAGAGGGACAGGGGGAACUGCAUCACCUCUCUCCAGCUUCACCCUAAAGGCUGGGCUGCCCUCAUACGCUGCUCCUCCAACAUGGAUGACCAGGAGUGGACAUGUGUGUAUGAGUUCCAGGAUGGCUCCCCCACACGUCCCCCCGUCUCCCCGCGCUGCUCUCUACGUCUGACCCACUACAUCGAGGAGGCUAACGUGGGGAGGGGCUACAUCAAGGAGUUGUGCUUCAGUCCCGACGGGCGGCUCAUCUGCUCCCCCUACGGGUACGGAGUACGACUGCUGUCCUUCGACGAGAACUGUAUGGAACUGUCUGACUGCCUUCCCGUCCUGACCAGCUGUCUCCGAGAGGUGCGGUCCAUCUACUCCCACAGUGAUGUGGUCCUCACCACCAAGUUCUCCCCAACCCACUGCCAGCUGGCGUCAGGCUGUCUCAGUGGCCGCGUCGCCUUAUACCAGCCCAGGUUCUAACAGCGGGGCUGUCCCAUAUGGCCCCCCCUAUUCCCUAUGGGCUCUGGUCAAAAGUAGUGCACUAUUUUAGGGAAUAGGGUGCCAUUUUUUGGGGGGGACACUCUGGUAAUCAAGUAGACCUUUAUUCAUUAGGCGCCAAACGGAAGAAACCGGAAACGAAGGGACUACCUUGAACUUGGUUUUGCUAGCGUUAUACCCCGACGCAAUGGGCACCAACCUUUUCGGAGUCAAGAACACUUUGGCAAAAGCCGAGCUCAACCGCCACAAUGUUUAUUUUAAAAAAUGUAACAUUGACCUAAUAAAAAGUUCAAUUUUCACAGCA